GACUAUAUAUCCUUUUCCCUCUAUUCUAUGCUGAAUCUCCCCUCAGACAAAACGAGCUGCGGAGACGCUGCUAGAAAUGGUAGGGGCAGAACUUGGGGUCUAUGUAUUUGGAGAUUAUCGUUGGACAUUGAAUAAUCCUUCAAAGAAGUGAGUCUGAAGUCUGAAGGCAAUUACAAUCGCAAUGGCUUUGUGCUCGUUUCGGCCUUCGAAAUAUCUCUUGUACUCAAUUAAAGAGUAUUCCCGGAACCAUUAUAUGUACAUGUCUGUGCCCCUUGUCUAUGCUUUUGGCUAGUCUUCGUUUUUUUCCCAUUUUCUUGCCAUAAACAAAACGCCUCAAAGUGGGUGUGGGCCACACGGCCACCCCUACCGGCCGCCACAGAAGCGCCCCACCUCGCCUCGUCUGGACGUUCGAUUCCAUGCCACACUGCCACACUGCCGCACUCGCUGGGCGAUUCGUUCCGAAAUAUUCAGUCGAAGUUCGGCCUGCGGCAGGUGCAGAUGAAAGAUCGAUCCGUUCCGUUCCGUUCCGUUCCGUUCUGUUCACUCCAGUCCAAUCGACUCAAUAAACCGUUUGUGCACCUCCUUCUGAAACACGUCAUCAGUGCAUUAUUUAUCCAUAUUCUAUAUUCUAUAUUCUAUAUUGUAUAUUGUAUAUCUGUUUUCGAUUCGGUUCGAUUCGGUGCGGUGCGGCGCGUUGCGUUGCGGUUCGUUUAUUCGAUCCAAAUCGAUUGGGAAAUCGCUGUGGAGGUAAACACACGAAUAAAUUGAAAGCCGUGGGAUAAACAAAACAAAAACAGAAACAGAAAAAAGCAUCAACAGAUUCGUUCCCGAAAGAUCAGCCACAGAAGAGAAUGUCUCUGCCGAUGGCGCAGUACCUCGUCCUCUUCGCGGGAGCGGCGCUCCUUCUGCCCACCGCCUGGGGCUACCAGGAGGAGAUGCGCUAUCCCUGCGCCUUCAUCGACACCGCCAACAUUACGGGCAGCUUCGGGACGGACGGCUCGUAUGUCCACAACUGGACGGUGAUUCCCCGCAACCUGGUGGCCGCCUACGACUUUGUCAUCGAAAACGGCAUUCGAGUGCCGGCUGCCAAGCAUCUGCGGGGCUGUGUCUGCAAGCUGAAGCCCUGUGUUCGCUUCUGCUGCCCGGAAGGUGAGAUCUACGAUCUGGAGAGGAGACAGUGCCUGACCCCAUCCAUCGACCAUCAGCCUCCGCCCGGCCAGACCCACUUCGAGGUGCAGAUGCUGAAUGGCAGCCUCAAGGAGCUGGAACUACGCUCUCGCUUCAGCAUCUAUGUGGAUACGCCGUGUGGACACAUGAAACCAGUGACAAAAGGCUCCGAGUAUGUCCAUUGGACACUGCAUGAGAAUGGCACUAUCGCCCAUCGUGGCCACAUCUUCUCCAAACACUAUUGCUACACGCCUCUCCUGCUGCACAACGCCUCCUCCUCCUCCUUUUCCUGGGACUGGCAGCCUCUGGUCUGUGCCCCCGAGAAGCUACACUUUGUGCUGGGCGUCCGCGAGUGGACCUACGCCAUCUGUCUCUUGAUAUCCAUUAUAUCCAUGGUCAUUGUGCUGGUGGUGUAUCUCAUGUGCUCGGAGAUGCGCAACAGCUUCUAUGGUGUGGCCAUCAAGGCCUACACCAUCUGCCUGAUUAUCGGAUAUGCCCUGCUCGGAUACCUCACGCUCCACAACCCGGCCACACUCUCCAAGGCAGCGUGUCGCAUCAUACCUAGCUUGACGCUCAUGUAUCUGGUGCUGUCCUUCUACAUCCUGAGCUUUGUUUCCUUCAAACUCUACCUGAGCUUCCACGGCGUCGUCUUCACGAAGCUAAUGUUCUGGCUGAUCUUCACACCGAUCGUCCUGAUCGCCAUUGGAUGGUCCUUCUUUGUGGGCUUCAGUCACUACGGCUCGCGACUGGUGUUUGGCGGCGACACUUGCUGGUUCGAUCCUCGCAACUGGAGCAUUAUGGUGUACCUGUUUGCCCCCGUUUUUGUGGCCUGUGCCAUCAGCGGUUUCUUCUAUAUUCUCAGCCUCAUUUACAUCAGCGAACAGCCCGAAAUCGAGACGGAAAAGAGCUUCGAGUCGAUCGAGAAGAACCGCUUCAAGUCCUUUUGGAAGUACUUCGGCUACACGGCCCUCGUGUGGCUCGUGUGCGUCUGCUCCUUCGCCUUCAACUACUACCGGGGGGAGCGUUCGCUGCACAACUAUGCCGUUUGCUUCUGCAUGGCCUUCCAUGGGUUCGCGGCACUCUAUGCGCUGAUCGGCAAGAACCAGCAGAUCCAGAACUUCCUGCGACGCAUCGAUAACGAUGAGGAUACCUGCGAGAACUCUGUGCCUUUGUCCAGUUUUUGAGGCGAAUCUCACUGGAAAUUAAGUGUUAGUUUGAUAUUCUUUAGACGUUUGUGUACCCAUUUUUUUGUCUCUAACUAAAGUAA
This is a messenger RNA of Drosophila miranda, 2434 nucleotides long. Its product is annotated as probable G-protein coupled receptor Mth-like 8. NCBI's taxonomy places the organism in Eukaryota, Metazoa, Arthropoda, Insecta, Diptera, Drosophilidae. The record is from RefSeq and is a predicted model, not a curated record. Gene Ontology annotation, molecular function: G protein-coupled receptor activity. The transcript has 6 exons. The coding region runs from base 852 to 2351 and encodes 499 amino acids.